AUGACCACUACCAAUAGUUCUUCCGGGAAAACAACCCCGACAAAUUCCGUACCUCCAUCCCCGUCUACCUCUAGUAGUGGUGAUAAUUCUACUUCUACUACUAAUACUAAUGCUCAUAAUGACAAUAAUAAUAAUAAUAAUUCCACUAAUACAGACAUAAAAUUCGGAACUAUUCAAAUAUCAAGGCGAACUUUUGAAGCUAUAAUAUACAUAUUGGGAUGGUACCUCUUUUCCUUAUCAAUUUCUAUCUAUAAUAAGUGGAUGUUUGGUAAGGAUGGGUUAGAUUUUAAAUUCCCCAUAUUAAUUACAUCAUUUCAUCAAUUUUGUUUAAUGGUUUUAAGUAGUUUGGUAUUAUAUUUUAAUCCAACUUUACGUCCAACCGUUAAUGACUAUUAUAAUCAACAACAAAAUAAAUUUAGUCAUACAAGAAAUUUCUUUCAAUUCCUUAAAAUCUUUGAAAUAAGUAUAUUAACUUAUACUAAACAAAUACUUCCAUGUGCAAUUGCAUCUGCUGGAGAUAUUGGAUUAUCUAAUGUAUCAUUUAAAUUCAUUUCUUUAAGUUUAUAUACCAUGUUAAAGACUUCAUCUUUAAUGUUUGUAUUAAUGUUUGGAUUAUUAUUUAGAUUAGAAAAAUUUAAUUGGAGAUUGGUGGUUAUAGUCUUUGUUAUGACUAUCUCAGUUAUAAUGAUGGUUAAAAAGGAUUCACCAGAAGUUUAUAAUGAUAAUAAUGAUACAGAUAUAAAUUCCAAUUCCAAUGAUGAAGAUUCAGAUCUUGGAGUUAUUUUAGUUAUUGGAGCUUCAAUGAUGAGUGGGUUAAGAUGGUCUUUCACUCAAUUAUUAUUAAAAAAGAAUCCUUAUACUCCUAAUUCGAUUUCAACUAUCUUUUAUAUAUCUCCAUCCAUGUGUAUAAUUUUAUUUAUUAUUGGAUUAAUCUUUGAAGGUUGGGAUAAUUUUACUGAUUCAACGGUUUGGGAUACCGUAGGAUUAUUUAAAACUAUUUCUUUAAUGAUUAUUCCCGGGAUUUUAGCAUUUAUGAUGACAUUAAGUGAAUUUAAAUUAUUAACAGUAGCUCAAGUUACCACAUUAUCAAUUGCAGGUAUAUUUAAAGAAUUAUUAACUAUUGUAUUAAGUUCAUUUAUAUUUGGUGAUACAUUAAAUUUUAUAAAUAUAUUAGGAUUAAUAAUUACUAUAUUAGAUAUUGGAUGGUAUAAUUAUUAUCGAUAUUAUGAAGGUAAAGAACAGAAACAACAUUAUUUGAAAUUAAGCCAAUAUCAAACUAGUCAAGACUUGGAACAACAACAUAAUCGGUCCAAUAUAGAGUUAAGGAAACUAUAG
Molecule: messenger RNA, 1335 nt
Organism: Scheffersomyces amazonensis
Lineage: Eukaryota; Fungi; Ascomycota; Pichiomycetes; Serinales; Debaryomycetaceae
Exons: 1
Coding region: 1-1335 (444 amino acids)
Biological process (GO): UDP-glucose transmembrane transport
Cellular component (GO): cis-Golgi network; endoplasmic reticulum-Golgi intermediate compartment; Golgi apparatus
Molecular function (GO): antiporter activity
Source: RefSeq, a predicted model, not a curated record